Daucus carota subsp. sativus is the source of this 426-nucleotide messenger RNA. Its product is annotated as copper transporter 1. Lineage: Eukaryota; Viridiplantae; Streptophyta; Magnoliopsida; Apiales; Apiaceae. The coding region runs from base 1 to 426 and encodes 141 amino acids. Gene Ontology annotation, biological process: copper ion transmembrane transport. The record is from RefSeq and is a predicted model, not a curated record. Gene Ontology annotation, cellular component: plasma membrane. Gene Ontology annotation, molecular function: copper ion transmembrane transporter activity. The transcript has a single exon.
AUGGAUAUGCCAAUGUCACCUCCUGCAUCGACUGAUAUGGCGACACAAAUGAAUUUUUACUGGGGAAAAGAUGUAAUCAUAUUGUUUCAAGGAUGGCCUAGCAACAAUCUUGCCAUGUACAUACUUGCUCUAGCCUUUGUGUUCAUGCUAUCCGCGGCUACUGAAGUCUUAUCAAUCCCUCAAGUUGUUAGGCCAUCAUCUGGCUCAAGACCCAUUAUUAGUUUGUUGAUUCAGGCAAGUGUUUAUGCUGUAAAGAUGGGUCUUGCUUACUUAGUUAUGCUCUCAGUUAUGUCCUACAACCUUGGAAUAUUCAUUGUUGCGGUCGCAGGCCAUGGAUUAGGGUUCUUGCUAGUUAAGAUUCGAGCACUUGCAGCAGCAGGUCCUGCCAAUCAGGCUGGUUCAGAAUUUGUUGAUCCUAAAGUUUAA